AUUUCAAGUUGGUUUCUUACUACCAUCAACGGUACCUCAUGCCCACCAACAAGUACGGCGUCAGUGCAGAACUCCGUUCUCGCGAAGUGAUUUGGAGAGAUCACUAUCACUUUCUUCUUGAGCGGGGCUACCAAUUACGCCCGAGAUAUCAUCCAGAAUGGAUACCAUCUUGGAAACCUGGCAGAGAAGUCAAGGCGGAGGAUUGGUUGUGCCUCAAAGCAAGGGCUGUUGUGAACGAUGCGUUCUCCCUCAAGACUAAAUCGAAAGUUGUCCUCAAACUAAUCUAUCCCGACGAACUGCCGGUUCUUCGAAUAUUGAACUCACCAGCUCUAAGAUCUCUGCCCAACAAUCGUGCAGUCCCUAUCCUGGACGAGAUACAUCUUGAAGAUGACCCGGAACAGCGACUCAUAAUUGUCAUGCCUUUCUUGUGCUGGUUCUUCAGUCCGUCCUUUGAGACUCUUCAUCAGGUCCUCGAUGCCUUCCGGCAAUUUCUCUCGGGCCUAGCGUUCAUGCAUGAGCAUCACAUUGCUCAUAGAGAUGCGUGCUGCUUUAACCUUCUGAUGGAUUCGUCACGUCUCAUACCGAAAGGAUAUCAUUUAAUCGUACCCUGGGGUGCUCCCGAUAUGAAGUCCACCUAUAAAUCACGCAGUCGUUCCUCAGUCCCUCCUAUCGAUUAUUACUUUAUUGAUUUUGAGCUCUCUGUUCUCGUACGCGACGACAACCCUCUGGCGUAUGGUCAAGUCGGUCAAGACCGAUCAGUCCCCGAAUGGGCGACACCGGACGAGCCGUACGAUCCUUUCAAACUUGAUGUCUAUCAGCUUGGAAACGUGUUCCGCGAGACAAUCCUUACGAGAUACCUUGGCCUGGAUGUCCUCGUUCCCUUGGUAGAGAGUAUGACGCGAACGAUACCAAGUGAGCGUCCGACUGCGUCUGAAGCUCUUGCAACACUUGAGUCUAUAAUU
This is a messenger RNA of Desarmillaria tabescens, 962 nucleotides long. RefSeq lists its product as uncharacterized. Gene Ontology annotation, biological process: mitotic DNA damage checkpoint signaling; protein phosphorylation. The record is from RefSeq and is a predicted model, not a curated record. Gene Ontology annotation, cellular component: nucleus. The annotation marks the transcript as partial. Gene Ontology annotation, molecular function: protein serine/threonine kinase activity; ATP binding. The transcript has 5 exons. NCBI's taxonomy places the organism in Eukaryota, Fungi, Basidiomycota, Agaricomycetes, Agaricales, Physalacriaceae.